AUGGAAGACUCCAAGGAAAGAAUCGUCCUGAAUGUCGGAGGAGUCAGAUAUGAGACAUACAGCAGCACCCUCUGGAGCUUACCAGGGACCAAGCUGUGCAGCCUUACAGAGCCCCAUGCUCUAAGCACCUAUGACUAUGAUCCCACCACCAAAGAGUUCUUUUUUGAUAGGAGUCCUGAGAUAUUCAGCUAUGUGUUGAACUAUUAUAGGACCAAACAUUUCCACUGCCCCAUUGAUACCUGCAGAGAGAUUUGCAUCCUGCUGAUGAUUUUGGCCUUUGAGACCCUCUUCUUUGGCUCUCUCUUUUUCUAUGGGGAGUUGCUGGGUAGCCAUCCGUCCUACACAGGGGAGCUGCACUUCACUGAAUUCCUUGUUUGCUUCUGGUGGGCUUUAAUCACACUCACUACAGUGGGCUAUGGAGAUAUUAUUCCUCUCACCACAGCUGGCCAACCGCUGGAAGACUGGCUGAAUUACAGCCUGACCAUGCACCGCAUAGCCCAGCUCUGA
Acanthisitta chloris (rifleman) is the source of this 507-nucleotide messenger RNA. Its product is annotated as potassium voltage-gated channel subfamily C member 1-like. NCBI's taxonomy places the organism in Eukaryota, Metazoa, Chordata, Aves, Passeriformes, Acanthisittidae. The annotation marks the transcript as partial. Gene Ontology annotation, cellular component: voltage-gated potassium channel complex; axon; dendrite membrane. The record is from RefSeq and is a predicted model, not a curated record. Gene Ontology annotation, molecular function: delayed rectifier potassium channel activity; protein binding. The transcript has 3 exons. Gene Ontology annotation, biological process: potassium ion transmembrane transport; protein homooligomerization.